Messenger RNA from Klebsormidium nitens, 1668 nucleotides. The record is from the annotation of a GenBank genome assembly. NCBI's taxonomy places the organism in Eukaryota, Viridiplantae, Streptophyta, Klebsormidiophyceae, Klebsormidiales, Klebsormidiaceae.
AUGACUUCCAUUCAAGAGGUGAGACGGGGAGUAGAAAGGGGCGGGGGUCAGAAACCAGUUAAAAUAGUAGAGAACUUAACCAGUCAGAACCCAGAAAGAGGACCAGAUUCCCCGUCUAAUCAAAAAGAGGGGGCCAGUCCAGAUAUUCGCACAGACGCAAGAACUUCCAGGCUAGCCGACAGUCAAGUCAACCAGCCUAGCCCACUGGUCGAGCUCUCAGACAGCGCCACCUGUCAGUCUGUUGCUGGUUCCGACUCGGACGAGACCCCCCGGCCGCGGAGCGGGGAGAAAGCCUCAACGUCCGAGCACUCGUUUUCCGGGCCCGAGAGCAUGGACUACGGGCGGCCAACGAGAAGGGGGGGGCGACACAAGCUCCGGUUUCUGGGGGCAGUAAAGCAGCGGAUCAAGCGCGCGUUCUCGUUCUCGCUCCCGCGUGCGGCGGCGCUCGACGAAGUGCUCUGCGGGUUGCAAGAAGCAAACGGGGGGCAGCCGGUCCCCGAGGUCCUGAAAGGGGACAUCCGCGAGCAUUAUGAGAAGCUGCCGGUCGCGUACGCCGAGGCGAUCUUCCCCCCCGACGAGGUUUUGCUCCACAUGCGUUUGUUGCACGAGGCUGCGCAGCACCCCGAAAGCGCGCCCCUCUUACAUUUGUCCUCGUUCCAGACCUACUCGGGCUUCCUUUCCCUCCUCUCGUCAAAGAAAGCCAGGAAGCAGUUGAACCGGCGGGCAGCUUCCAUGACUCUCGAGCGGCGGGCGCCGAACCGAAACCUCUCACUUAAUGACCUGGUUAGUGCUAACCAAUCCCUGGGGGCCGGGGUUUCGUCGGAGUCGCCUUCGGAGAGCGGCUUCUCUCCGUCAGAGGCGUCGGUAACGUCAACCGAGGAGGACUUUUUGACGGAUGACGUCAGCUGCGAGACCGUGAUGCACUCGGUUGUGUACGCUGACGUCAGCCCGGUCAACGCGGAGGAGCUGACGGGAGUGCUUCGGAAACGGGGGCUGAAAGUGAAGAAAGCGAAGGCUUUCCCGGUCGCAGGGGGCGCGACGCUCGGGAUGCUCCUCCUCAAAGGGGGCGUGGCGCACGAUCUCCGUGCGACGAUUCGAGGGGGGUUUGCGGAAGCGCGCGAGCUGUCGAAACCUAAGCUGAAACUGACGAUCCCGCACCCCCCAGGGAUGGAUUCACUAACCCACGUGUUGAAACAAGGGUUUGGGCGCACGGCGAGCACCGGCCGGUUGGCGGCGGGGGGGAGCGACUCCCCUCGGUGGGACUUUGGAGAGAUUGAGCAGUGGAUCUCUGAGUCUGGGUUAGAGGGGGGGUCAGUGGAGGAAGAAACGGAGAAGACGGUCAAGGGGAUCGAAAACAUGAUGUCGGGGAAGGGGCCAAUGGGGUGCUGGCUGCUGGACCAGAAGCAGUUACAGAUGGGGGAGAAAUUCGCGGACGGAGCAUCGGGGGAGGUGUACCGGGCCGUGUAUAAGGGGGAGGAGGUCGCGGUGAAGGUGCUCCGGGGGCGCUUCGGCAGCUCGGCCCAGGGCAAGACCUCGACGAAGUUCCAGCAAGAAGUGGCGGCCGUCAGUCUUGGCCACCGCAAGACCCACCUUCAAUCCGUAAUCUUCCUUAAUCCCUUCUACUACUACUACUACUACUACUACUACUACUACUACUUCUUCUUCUAA